Molecule: messenger RNA, 6490 nt
Organism: Drosophila gunungcola (fruit fly)
Lineage: Eukaryota; Metazoa; Arthropoda; Insecta; Diptera; Drosophilidae
Gene: Mrtf
Product: AF4/FMR2 family member lilli
Exons: 7
Coding region: 504-6116 (1870 amino acids)
Source: RefSeq, a predicted model, not a curated record
GGAAUAUCUACACUCAGUGGUCUCUGCGGAGGUUUCACGUUUGAACGUCGUCUCUCGAACGAACAAUUUCCACGGAAAAGCGCAAUGUGAAAGCCAAAAAAGACUAGAAAUAGCCUGGCGUGACGUCCCACACAGACGACAGACAGCAGAACGAUUAGCACCGUACCGUCAGUCAGUAGCGGACUAUAGCGAACCGAGAGAGGAUCUUACGAUCUAACCGAUCUAAGCGAUCCAAACGAUCCAAACGAUUUUAACUGAUCUUGAAGUGUUUAGCCUAAGAAGUGUUACGAAAAUGCCAACAUUCCAUUGCUAAAAAUCGAAGGAAAAUUAACGAGAGAACAUAGAUUCCUGGGCAGCAGGUGGUUUGUCUCCCACGCGAGUGUCUCAAGUGCUAAAUAAAUCCAAGGAUGUGUUUUUAACGCCAUAAAAAAAAAGAGAAAAGAUCAUCGAGCUGCGUUAUCCGAGAAUAAAAUCGAGGUGGUUUUGAGUGGUUCGCGGGGACCAUGCCGGUCAUUGCCGAUGCCGCCAGCGAUGAGCCACCAGCAAAAUGUUGCAAACAUUGUGAGUUUCCUUUGUGGCCAAUCAAUUGGAAUCCAUUCGAGAAGUCUACGCAAAGCGUGGACGGCGGACCUGCAUCGUGGCGUUUAACGCUCGAUCAGGAUCUAAUUGACACGCUCAAGGGCAACUUUCCCAGCUGGUUCCAGGGCUCAGCUGCCGGCGGAGGAGGAGGCGGAGGAUCAGCCAGCAAGCAGCAGCAUCAGCAUCAUCAUCAGCAUCAGCAUCCGCUGGCCCAGCAGAAGCACCACCAACUAGUGGCCACCGGCAGUGUCAUACCCAUAACCAUUGACACCAAACUCGCCGCCCAAAGCAAUACAAAUACACUCCAGCAACAUCAUCAUCAGCAGCAGCAGCAGCAGGCGAUCAUCCUGGGCCACAGUUCGCCCUCUUCGUCGUCGGCCUCGCCCGCAUCCUCCGUCAGUUCCAACUCCUCGAAGAAGUCCAUCAGCAGCAGUCUGAGCAGCUGCAGCAGCAGCAGUAGCCAUAGUAGUAGCAGUUCCCACUGCCACUCCAAGUCCGGUUCCAGUGGUGGUUCCAAGGGAUCCGCCGCAGGAGCAACAACGGCGAGCAGGUUCCUCAACAAAUCCACCUCGACGUCGCCCACGAAGAGCCUGUCGAGAACUUUGAAGGCCACCCAGAAGACAGGGGGCAACCAGAAGGUGGGCCAGCUGGUCAAGUCCGCCUCGCUGCACAGCUUGAGCAGCGGCAGCAGCGGCAGUAGCGGCUGCAGCAGCGGGAACAGUGCCAGCGGCAGCUCCUCGCUGCUGGCCACCAUCUCCAGCACGCCACUGACCACCGUCGAGCUCAUCUCGAGCGCCGCCUGCAGUGGCCUCCUGGCCACCAGGCUCAGCGGCAAGGCCUUGGAGCACACCUUUCAGGACAUCAUACUGCUGCACGAGGCCUACGGCGACAUGUCGGAGGGUGAGCAGCGUUUGCAUGCGACGUUUCUGGGCAGCAGCGAUGAUGGCAACAACUCGGAUUGUUACGAUGCCAGACAGUCGCCGCCAAAGGCAAUCGUGGAUUCCAGUCCGCUGCAGCCAGCCAUGGACAAGAACAAAGAAUCGCUCAAAGUGAAGCUCAUGGUGCGACGUCCACAUUCGCAGCUCGUCGAGCAGGGCAUCAUACCAUCUCUGAAGACCUCGCCCGCCAUCCACGAACAAUGCAAGCAACUGGAGCGCGCCAAGACCAGCGAUCUGCUGAAGGCCAAGAUCCAGCAGCGACCGAAUCGCGAGGAUCUGGAGCGGCUGCACAUCCUGGAGGAGGACGAGUGCCACAUCGACCCGAGUCUGGCGGAGAAGCAGCGCAUGCUGAAGAAGGCUCGCCUGGCCGAUCAGCUCAACUCGCAGAUCCAGCAUCGUCCGGGUCCGCUGGAGCUAAUCAAAAAGAACAUUCUGCACACGGAAAAGCCAAUCGAGAAGAUUGUGAAGGAAGGCCUGGUAUCCUUCAAGGCCACCAGUGAGGGAUUGCUGACCAGACCGCAGCAUCCGCAUAGUUACAUGACCUUCGAUGAGGAUUCCCUGAGUUCGGAGAGCGACACGCGGCAGACGCCACCGCGUUUGGACGAUCCAAUGGCAGUGGCAGUCGUGGCAGCCAGUUCACCACCCACCGAUGUGCUGCAGGCGGCGGCUGCCUCGGCUGGCAUAGUGACCAUGGCCCUGACCAUGCCCACGACGGGUCAACUGGUGGUCACUUCUCCGCAGAUUCAGCAGAUCCAGCAGCCGAAAGCGGUCUUGGCACCAGUGAUACCACCUCCGCCGCCGCCACCACCGCUGCCCAUGGCCACCAGUAGUGUCAUUAAAGUGAAGCAGGAGACGGCCAAUCUGUUCGAGGAACUGUGCCAGAGUGUCACGGCCAGUCAUCAUCAAUACCUGCCCAUGCUGCCCUCGCCCUGUUCCCUGGCCUCCAGCUCUACGUCCACUUUGAGUCCGCUUUCGUCCAUUGCCUCGCCUCCGCCACCGCCCCUGAACUCCAGCACUCGACACCUGCACUUGCAGCCCGUUUCCCUCAAGUCCGAUGCCCCGGGUAAGGAUAAGAACAGGAAGAAAUCCAAAUCCAAGCCGGUGUCCAAGGCCAGGACCAUUAAAUUCCACGAGUACAAGGGACCGCCGAGUGCGGCUGGCCAAAAGCAGGAUCAAACGCAGCCGGAGGAGACCUCCUACCAGCUCAUGUUGGAGCAGCAGAACUGCCUGCUCAAGUUUUUGGAGAACCUCAAUAAGAAUCAGUCCAUAAUACCAGCGAUUUCGGCAGGUGCUCCAGGUGCUCCAGCUCCCACCAGCAGCAACAACAACAACAGCAUCACGGUGACCACGAAAACGGUGCCAGCUCUGGCCUCUGCGCAAUCUCAACCAGCUGCAGCUCCCAUUAGUCUGCCCAAUACCAUCUCCAUUACGAGCAGUGCGGGAGGAGCUCCUCUAAAUUUUGGGGACACAACCAUGCUGACAGCCACGCCCACGCCGCCCACUCUAUCGCUAAUAGCCACUCCACAGCAACAUCAGCAGCAGCAGCAGCAGCAGCAUCAGCAUCAGCAACACCAUCCGGUUGUGGUGCAACAUCCGCCACCUUUGCCCUCGCCAGCGCUCUCAAUUAGCUCCUCAAUACCAGCCAGUCCGGCCACCAGUUAUGCCGAAUCCACAACCAGUUCCAUCACUGACCUAACGCGUCUGGAGAAGAUGAAGGUCUCGGAUCUGAAACAGCAUCUUAAGCGCAGGAAUUUGCCCGUUUCCGGACCCAAACCGCAUCUUAUAGAGCGGCUGAAACCGUAUUUGCCCUUGGAGCCACUUGAAAGCAUUGUAACAGGAGGAAGUCACUCCGCUUCGAAUGGCAAUGUCACCAGCGAGGUGAUCACCAUCAGCGAUGCCAUGGACACCAGUAAUUGUGGUCUGGUGGAGCAACCACAGCCAGUGACCAUGUUGGUCUCCGAUGCGGCGGGCAUCGAGCAUGAACAGAUGGAUGUGGUGCAGCAGCAACUAGCGGAUAAUACGCAUCCGAUGACGCUGCAGACUAUACUGCCUCCCCAGCCGCAAACUGCUACCAUAAUCUUGAGCAACGAGGAAUUGCUGAGGGAGCAGCAGCGUAAGAUUGAUGAACUGCAAAGGCAGUUGCAGCGAUCGCAGCAGGAGUUGCAGAAGAUACGCCAGCGGCAACAGCAUCAGCAGCAGCAGCAGCAUCAGCAUCAGCAAACGGUGACAGCUCAGGUGGUGAAUGCAUUGCCCUCGCAGCAAAUAACACUGAUCACCACCACCACCGCGAAUGGGCCGCAGCAAACGUUGACUGUGAUGCCGCAACAGCAGCAACAGGUGGAGAAGAGCAACAUACCCGCCAAGGUGACCGUGAAAGCUGCUGCUGGAGGUCUGGCCAAGGUAAAUGGGUUGCAGCAGCAACAGGGAUCAUCGGCAGCCAAGAAGUCAGCCAGCAACAGCAACUCUAGCAGCAACAACAGCAGUAGCAACAUCAUCUCCUCCUCCUCGUCAGCCAAUCCACCGCCCAUCAACCAGAAGAUGGUAGUCAAGCAGCAGCUGGAGGCCAAAAUCCAAAAGCAAAAGGCAGCGGCAGCAGCUGCUGCACAGCAGCAACAACAGCAGCAGCAGCAACAAGAGAGACAACAGCAAACGCAGCAUAUGAUUGGACUGAGUCACCAGCCAAAGUCUAGUCUGGAGAUACUACAGCAACAGCAGCAACAACAACAAAAUCAGCAGCAACAACAGCAACAGGUGCGCCUGCUCACGCAAAAGACACAAACUGUACUCAUUCCAUUCAACAACAACAACAACAACCACAUAAUAAACAACGCUCCUGCCAAGACAACAGCCAAGAAAUGCAAUGUGCCCGCCAGCAAUGCAACAACCAUAUUGCAUUCAGCCAAGCCAGCGGCAACAGCAGCAGCAGCAGCAACUGUUGCUCCAGUUACACAGCAUCACAACAAUUUGGGACUGCUGUGGAACGAGGGCAAUCAGACCAUCUUCCUGGUGGGUCUAAACGAUCAGCACAUGACGGCGCACACGCUGGGCAACAUCAGUUUAACGGCCACCACAACAGCAGCACCACAAGCAACAGCAGCAACACCAGCUGCAACAGCAACUCCCGCUGCUGCUGCUCCUCCCAAAAAGCUGCUGAAUGGCCAUCAACGCACAAACUCCCUGCCCAGCAUUGUCUUUCCCAUCGAAGCCAAGUCCAUCAUCACGCAGCAGCAGUUGCAGCAAAUGCAGCAGCAGCAAUUCCAGCCUGCCCAGCAGCAACUUAUCCAGCUGGACAUUAAACCCUCGCCAGCACCACCGCCGCACUAUGAGGAGGCCACCAAGCAGCUGGCAGCCAGCAAGGCGGCAGCUCUAAAUGGUCUCCUGCCGCUGGUGAAGAUCAAGGAGGAGCCUGUGGCCUCGCCAGUGCCUGCUGCAGCGCCUCCGACUCCCACUGCUCCGCUGAGCAAACGCAAAUCAGCGGGCAUCAAGUCCGAACAGGUCAGCGAUGUCCUGGACAUACUCAUCAAACAGGGCGAACUGCCCGAAAGUGCCGCUCUGGAGCCCAUUACACCGCUCACUCCGCUGCCCGAGUUGUCGAUGUUCCCGGGAGCCACGCCCACGACGGCGGCGGGGGGAGCCAGCAUUGUGCCACUGGUGCCCAAGCUGGAGGCACCUUCGACACCAGCCCAAUCAUUAGUGGACAUGGCCAUGGACACUAAUGAAUUUCAGCAGUCUAACCAUGGCUUUAUAGAGAGCAUAGACAUGUCCUCGCCCCUGCAAACUGAUACCUCAUCUAUUGAUGCAGAGAGUGUGGCCAAGACCUUGGACAUUUUCCUGGAGCAGCACCAUGCCACGCCGCCGCCCAGCACGCCGCCCAAAAGCUGUCACAGCGGCAGCGGUGAGAAGCCCAACAGUCCGGAUGCCAAACUCAAUCACUUCGAUGAGUACGAGUUGCUGGAGCUGAUGUCGCAGCAACUGGAGAUGGACAUGGGUGAUGACUCCACUGGCUAUUGCCAUGGCUCGUCGCUUAAGAGUGGCAACAGCAAUGGCAAUGGCAAUGGCAAUGGCAACAACAACCUGCGACGCGAUCUCAAUCCCAGUUUGCAGCCCUCCAUCAAUGAGCUGCUGGAUGCCAGCAGUCCGGACAGUGUGCUGCUGAAUAACAAUGCCAAUCCCGAUGUGGACUUCGAUGCGGAUAGUUUUGUGGCCCAGUUGAGCCAGCAUGUCACGGGGAAUGGCAACAGUCCGGGCGGAGUCAAUUGCAAUCCAGGAUCCCUGGAAUCAUCUUCCUCUUCGUUGGCGGUGAAUGGCCAUUUCAGCAGCCACAGCACGCCCAUGGAUUGCGACGAUUUUGAGAGCACACUGAACUCUUUCAUGCAGGCGGUGACGCAACCGCAGGCGGGCCAACAUGGCGAAUACUCAACGGCAGCCACGAGCAUCAAUGGUACUGGAGGAGGAGGAGGUGGAGGAGUGGACAACGGCAGCGGUGGAGGAGCAGGAGGAGGAGCAGUGGACGCCUUUAAUGCCAGCGGCGAUAUAUUCGAUCUGUUCAACAUGGACGACUACAAGAUGAACUGGGCAGCAGGGGAUUUUACAGUCUAGGAGGCCGCAGAAACCCCUUUAAAAAAAGGCAGAGCAAAGUUGAAUUUUCUAAAACAUCCAUAUAUUUUCCCAACUUUGUUAUACAAUACACACAAUCCAGCGUGGUGCUCACUUUUCUCAAAAUAUUCCUUAAGAAUUCGUUAUGAAGAAAGCAAACACACACACACACAAAACCAAUCAAAACAAAUCCUAUUUAUUUUCUAAAUGCAUUUAAAACAUUUGAACGUCAGUUGAAAUUUCGAAACUUUACUAUUUCCAAGCAAAAACAAACAAACAAACAAAAAACCAAUGCCAAAAUUGCCGGGAGUAAAACACUCCAAAACAAAAAAACCAUACUCUUUUGCACCCUUUCCUAUAUAAGCAAGCAAAAACAA